AUGUCGGAGCAGGCUUCUGACAGCCCUGUCAACUCGACAACACCAACGACAGGCCGAUCGCAUCCACCAUCAGAUCAGCACAUCGACAAAUCAUUAUCCAAUGGUACCAACAUGACCAGCGCACCACGCAACGCUGGCGCAGAUGAUGAUGAAGAAGAGGAGGGAAUGCUCAGAGUAGAUGAAGAGGGUCAAAUCGAAGAAGAUGAAGGCGCUGUUCACCAGACCAAGAUCGGCAACGCGCCAUCCAGCUCCACCAGCAACGGAUAUGUGUCACCGAGACAUACUUCCUCGGAUCGAGAACGGGAGCGAGAUCGAUACCUCGAGACUUCACCCGGGCCAUCUUCGUCCUAUGCACCCCAGCGCUCCAGGUUCGGCUACUCUGUCGAAGCUGGGGGCUCGUAUAGCGCCACUUCGUCAUAUCCGUACCCAGCAAAUCACCGCGAGCCUCUUCGAUCGGAAGCAUACGCCUCCGGCUCCAGAACCAGCUUCAGUGGGCCGGUACCUCGAGCAGAGAAUCGACGAGGCUGGUAUCCACCACCCGCUACUGCUACACCUCGCGGUUCCGACACAUAUCGCCCAGGAGCCAACCGCGAACGUGAACGCGAGCGAGAUAGGGAUCGUGACUGGGACUCGUUCCGUGACGGCGAGAGGGACAGAGACUGGGCGGCGUUGGAGCGAGAGCGUGAAAGGGACGGAUACCGACAUUCAGCCUAUCCCGCGCCCGCCGCCAGCAAAUAUGGCUUUGACAACCGCGAGUUUGCUGGUCGUCGACCCGCAUCACCCUCAUCAGCCUUGGGCAGAGAGCGCGACUUUGAUGGAGAUCGGUCCAGAGAGCGCGAUCGCCCCACCGAGCGGGAUCCGCGCGUCCGAGCACCCAGCUCAGGCUGGGCGAGCGGCGGCAUCCGGCAGUGGGGCAAGCCGUCCGACGCAGGUUGGGCUCGUCGACCCGCCUCGGACGAUGCACGCUCCGACACAUCCCAGCGUCAGUCCGGAUCGCGCUCCAACAACACACCCCCGCCUACGGGUUCCAGCGAAGCAGGCGCGAAGCCGCUCGGAUCGGAUCGCGCGUCCGAAAAGAGCGAAGCGAGAAGCAGAGACUUGUCUCCUCAACCUAGUCGAUCGCCGCCCCGCGAACUGCCCGCCGACAACGAGGUCAAGCCCGAGGCUGUUCCGUCCAGCGAUGCUCAAGAUGCGACGCCGGCUCCAUUAGCCGGUGCGUUCGUUUCAGACGACAAGGAGGGUGACAAGGAGGGCGACAAGGAGGGCGACAAGGAGGGCGACAAAGAGGGGGACAAGGAGGGGGACGGAGUGCAAACAGCCGGCGAUGACGUGCAGGUCGACAAGAAGCAGGAUGGAGUGCAACCGGACGCAGAACCGCAGGUAGAACCUGCUGAAUCCACGCCCACAAUGGUCCCGACCGAAGCCGCUCCCGAGGCUGCUGCUUCUCUGGAAGACAAAGCAGCCCUCGUCGAUGAGCCGGUUGAAUCUGCCAGCGAGCUUCCCGUCGCCGAUGCCGAUGGGGACUCACGGGUGGAUAACGACACCCACACCCAUGGCGCAGCAACGGAGGUGGAAGCGGCCGCCGAGCCUGCUCCAGAACCCGAAGCAACGAAGGAAGCCAACGCUGACGGUGAUGUCGACAUGCCAGAUGCAGAGCCUCAGCAGGAUCAGGCAAAAGCAGAGACGGGCGAGCAGGAGCAAGCUGCCGCGUCGAGCGUCCCGACAGAAGAAGCUAUGGAGCUAGAGCCGACCGAAGCGGUCAGCGCCAGCAGAAUUGCUGACCCGGCUGAGCCAGUAAAGGAUCACGGAGCUGCAGUUGUCACCGAGAGUCAGUCGGUGGAUGGGGCAGCUGCUGUUGUCAACGAGAGUCAGCCUGCGGAGAUCCUGCCCACGGAAAAGCAGUCAGAGGAGAUCCAGCUACAGGAAAGUCAUCUAAGGAAGGACAAAGUCGAAACCGAACCUGUCGACUUGGAGGAGGCUGUGCAGACGCCAGAGCAGGUACCUAUUGCUCAGGAGCAGGCCGACGAGGCCUCAAUUGCAGCGCCCGAUGCGCCCAGCGAAGCACCCGAAGCUGUUCAAACGAAUGCGCCCAUCGAAUCAGCAGCUGAUGGCGACGAACCUGCUUCAGAAGAGGUGCAAGUUGCGGCAACGACCCCCAGCGCUCAGGCCGGGGAGGCAAAUGUCAAGGUGGAAGAAGAGCAGGCUCCACAGAUCAGCGACGUUUCCAUGGCCGAGGUUUCCGCACAGUCAGAGCCGCUCGACAAGGGCGUAGAGCACGAGCACGAGCCCAAGACCGAGACGCAGGUGGAAGAGUCGGCUUCUGCUGUCACACAGGAAGCGGCCAAUGGCGGAGCUGCUGCUGCCACGGUCCCAGCGACAGAGCCGCAGGCAACCGAGGCCAGUGCUGAAGCGUCGCUACCAACUUCUUCGCAGAUCCAGGUCUCCGGCCAGUUCGUCACCGCCACCAUCGACACCGAGAACAAGACUCAAGAGAUCACCUUGCCUCACGUCGAUUACGGAAAUGACAAGGAAGCGCAGGAUCUCGUACAGCAAGAAACGGCCAGGAUCGAAGAAGUCAAGAUGCCCGCGGCUGACCAAGCCGAACCGUCUUUGCGCAUCGCCGAGAUCGAUGAAAAUGCCAUCAAGGAGAUCGAACCGCCUCUUAUGACACCCACCACCCAGGAACAGGUGGAACGAGCCAUUGAAGCCGCCGUACGCAAGCACAUUGCAACGGACCCGGGGCUCACGGACGACUGGAAGAGGAUCCUACGCGAGAAUCAAUUGGUAUCACAGCGGACAACGAUGGACGUUCUCAAAGCCAAGAUCCACGGCAUCCCGCAGAUCGUCAGCUCGGACCAGCCGCUUUGGCUCGGAGACGAAGACAAGCAGAUCAAGCGAACGCAAGCGCACCUGUUCACUCAGCUGCUGGACCGCAAAAAGCGUCUCAACGAAAAAAUCGAGGAGCUCAAAAAGCGCUACCGCAGCAUCAACGACGAAUGGAAGCUGCAUUGCCAGCGUCUCGAUCGCAGCGCCGAGCGUCGCGAGAUGCUUCGCAGGCCGCCGGUCAACACGCCAGCAGGAACACCAGGCGGCUUUGGUGGAGAAGAUGCAUCGUCGGGCGGCGGCGGUGGCGGCGGCGGCGGUAGCCUGCUCGGUGCUUCGCUCACCACGGGACGAGCUAAUCGUCGAAGCGCCCAGGCAGGAGGAUUUGCCGGCUUUGGUGAUGCAGUCAGGUCCGAAGCCGAGUUUCUCGAGAUUCUUGCCAGCUUGGAGAAUGCCGACAUGCAGGACCCCAACAUGCGGGCUGCACGCACCACCGCCACGGCGCCCGACAUGUACAUCGACCCGGACUCGGACAACCUCAUGAAGCUACGUUACGACGACGUCAACGGCUUUGUCGCAGAUCCAAUUGCCUUCUACCUCGACGAUUUUGACCCGGACGUCUGGUCCGAGGAAGAGAAGGCCAUCUUUGCGCGUCGCUACGCUCUGUGGCCCAAGCAGUUUGGCAAGAUCGCACAGGCUCUACCGCACAAAACGCCGUCGCAGUGCGUGCGCUACUACUAUCUCAACAAGAAGAUGCCUGGUAACGACUUCAAAGCUCUGGCAGCUGCUAGGAACAGGGAGAGGAAGCGCAAGGCGCGUGUCAAGCCCAAGAAAGCCAAGGGCAGUGCUCUCAUGGCCGACUUGAAGUCUGCAAAGGGCGAGGAGGUGGAUGACGUCGAGGAUGGAUCGGGAGUUCGCUCGCCCGUCGAGGCAGUGGAUCCAUCUGGAGCCACCGCGAACAUGUCCAUGUCCAGCAAUGGUCGCCGAGGCGGUCGUAGCAGGAUGGUUCCACCGACCGUGGAUAGCGUUCACGGUGCUGGUGCAGACGAUGGUUCCACCGGCCGCAAACGGCAAGCUGAUUCAGGCGACCUGGAGGCGAAAGGUGCGGAUGCGAAACCAGCGGACAAACGCAAAUCGGGGCCCAAGUCGAAGCGCGCCAAAUCGGACGGGACGAGCGCGGCCGACAAGUCGCGCAAGUCGCGGCCCAGUGCCAAGAAGGACAAUGCGAUCACCGACGAGUCAAAAGCCAGCGUGCCUCCUAGCCCCACUGGCCCUUUGCCAGGGGCCAAGGUGGAGGCGCACGAGCCGACGAACCUGGCAGGGGUCGCUGGCAGCCCGGCCGCAGCAAACUCUGCGGAGGUCAAGACGAGCAUGGAGGACAGCGACUUGGCUGCAGCUGAGGCUUUGGGAGCGCUUGCAGGUCUCUUUGGCGGUCCAGCUCCAGCUGGUGCAAGUCUUUCCAGUGGCACUGCCGAUGCUGCGGCAUCUCAACAACUGCCAGGCGACGUGGACGCGGACGGCCGGAAAGUGGGAAAGAAGCGUCGCAGCAAGACGGCAGCACCCGGAGAGGAGGGCGGCGAAGUCGGUGGAGGCAAAGGUCGAGGAAAGCAGCCGACUUCGUCUUACUGGUCCGUCGCUGAACGGUACGAGUUCCUUCGUGCGUUGGCGGUGCAUGGGCCCAGAUGGGAAGUGGUGUCGUCUACGUUGGCACAAAAGUCGACGGCGCAGGCACGCAACUACUUUGCCCGAAACGAGGACGAGAUCGAGUUCGCCGAGGCAGCCGCUCUGGCUCGCAGCCACGCUGAUGCGCCUCUGGCAGAGCGCGAGGCGUUGGCACUGGCAUUCGUCCGUCAGCGCUUUGCAAACAAUUCUGCUCCUGGCACGCUGGCUAUGCCUACGGCUGGCGGUGUUGCAGCCUCAGUAUCGUCGGUGCCUGGCUUUGGCGGGGGUGCUGGCGCGACGACUCCCUCUCGAGCCACACAUCUGCCACCGCCACCAGGCAUCUCUUCCAGCCCAGCUGACGCGAUGGACGCCAAGAUGCGCGAAGAGUCGCCAGAGCCUCUGGUGCAUCGUCGUGGUCUGCAAAUCAACUCGCUGCUCAAUGACACCAACGAAGCAGGCAGCAGCCGUGUUGCGCGGCGAUCGUCUCUGCACGACUGGCAGGCAGAACGUGGAGAAGCGCCGCAUGCAGGCAUGGGACGAGACGCCUCUGUGCCGCCGUCGCUCUACGCCAGGCAGUCGCACGAUCUGGAUCGUAGACCAGUCACUGCAGACCGUGUUGAAGCGGUUCGCCCUCUCAGCUCGGACGGCCGAAGCAUGCGAGAAGACCGCGAAGAGCGAGCACGAGCGUACGACCGUCUCGAGCCGCAUAGGUCUGCCGUCGACGGGCGAGAUGCGCGCGACGAAAGCGUCGAGUCGCGACCUUGGAUGUACGAGUCGCCGUACGAGGCACAUCGACGACCCUCGCCUUCGCCCGGCUAUGCGGCCAUGGCGCCGCCUUCGCACCCGGCCGAGCGUGGCAUGCCACCAUCACGCUAUUCGAUGCCGCCCAGUAGCGUUUCGAGCACCGGUCACCUUGCGAGGUCGGUGCCACCGAUGCAGGCUCAUCCAUCUUCAAGCGAGGAUGCCGAGGUCGAGCGCGAACGCGAACGCGAACGAGAGCGUGGACCUUCGGGUUACGGCUUGUACGGCGCAUCGGGCCGACCGCGAGAGCACGAGUCGCACAGCAUGCCUCCCGCCGUGCCCGGUGAGCUGCGUCGCUCCGGCAGCGGUGAUCAGAUCUCGCCGACGAGUGCACACUUUGGCGCGAGUCACGGAUACACCAGCCGCUAUGCAGCUCCGGGCGUAGGCAGCCUGUAUCCCAGCACCACAGCGGCAGCGUCCAGCGCACUGGCUGCCAGGAACAGGCCCAACAACGGCCCGCUCACCGCGCCUCUGCCGUCGACGUCAGAACGAGCCACGUACGAACAACGCUGGCAGAGAUACUCGCAGUCUCCUGGCCCUUCGAUCUCGUCUUCGGCUUCCGCUGGUGCGAGCGCAGCUCACCCGACGUCGUCCAGUGUUGGCGGCUACUCUACCGGCAGUGCGUACCGGUCGUCGAACAGCCCGUACUCGAGCUUCCCUUCGCAGAGCCUGCCGCGACCCUCUUUGCCGUCGUUGGGGACGAGCGCAGCGAAAGUGGGUGCACCGCAUCUGCCGUCAUUGGGAGCUGCGGGGCGAUCGCUGCCGCCGAUCUUGGGCUCGUUCCCUGCGCCUGGUCGCAGUGGCGUUCCUGGAGCGAGGGCGACGGGAGCCAGUGCCGAGGAACCGGCAGCGAGGUACUGGCCGUACCCGCAUCGGCCUCGUGGUCAUGAGCCGCCGUCGUCGUCCCGGCGCAACCCUGAGUAG
Molecule: messenger RNA, 6210 nt
Organism: Sporisorium graminicola
Lineage: Eukaryota; Fungi; Basidiomycota; Ustilaginomycetes; Ustilaginales; Ustilaginaceae
Exons: 2
Coding region: 1-6210 (2069 amino acids)
Biological process (GO): regulation of transcription by RNA polymerase II
Cellular component (GO): Set3 complex
Source: RefSeq, a predicted model, not a curated record